GCUCACCCUGUGAUCCCACCUUCAUCCUGGGCUGUGCUCCUUGCAAUGUGAUCUGCUCCAUUAUUUUCAAGAACCGGUAUGAGUACCAAGAUCCAGAUUUUCUCACCUUGGUGAACAAGUUAAAUGAAAACGUCAGGAUUCUGAGCUCUGCAUGGGCGCAAGUCUACAAUAAUUUCCCUGCUCUCAUUGAUUAUCUUCCAGGAAGUCAUCACAUUUUGUUCAAAAAUACUGAUUAUAUUAGAAAUUAUAUUAUGGAGAAAGUAAAAGAACAUGAAGAAUCCCUGGAUGUUAACAAUCCUCGGGAUUUCAUUGACUGUUUCCUGAUAAAAAUGGCUCAGGAAAAGGACAAUCAAGGGUUGGAGUAUACGUAUGAAAACUUGGUGACUGCUGCCUCUGAUUUGUUUGGUGCUGGCACAGAGACAACAAGCACAACACUGAGAUAUGCUCUCCUGCUCCUGCUGAAGCACCCACAGGUCACAGCUAAAGUCCAGGAAGAGAUUCAGUGUGUGAUUGGCAGACACCGCAGCCCCUGCAUGCAGGACAGAAGCCGCAUGCCCUACACAGAUGCUGUGCUGUAUGAGAUCCAGAGAUACAUUAAUCUCCUUCCAGUCAACGUGCCCCAUGCAGUGACUUGUGAUGUUAAAUUCAGAAAUUACCUCAUUCCCAAG
This is a messenger RNA of Marmota flaviventris (yellow-bellied marmot), 668 nucleotides long. NCBI's taxonomy places the organism in Eukaryota, Metazoa, Chordata, Mammalia, Rodentia, Sciuridae. The record is from RefSeq and is a predicted model, not a curated record.